AUGGCCGCCAUUGCAGAUACGCCGGCCUCAGCCUCAUCCUCAUCCCCAGCCUCACCCUCGAGCCUUGCAGUGUCCGGACACAUCGUCCCGCCCCGAUCCCGGCCCCUGCCCCGGCCCAAAGCAUUUGAUGGUGGCGGUGGCUGUGGCUACAAGGCAUACACGCCCAAAUGCAAAUCGACAUCGACAUCGACUCAGGUCCAUGUGGCAGCCUUGCCCGUGGCCGCUGGCGACGACGUCCUCGAGGACGAACAGGAAUAUAGCACACAAGGGCUACACUUCCUCCAUGACGAACAGGAAUAUAGUACCCAAGGGCUGCACGCGCUGCCCAUCGUCAUCUCCCACGCCAAAGGCGCAUAUCUCUGGGCCACCGAUGGCCGCAAGUACCUCGACUUCAUGUCGGCCUUUGCCGUGGCCAAUCAAGGCCACUGCCAUCCUCGAAUCAUUGCCGCCCUGGUCGACCAGGCCCAGCGAUGUACAUUGACGUCGAGGGCCGUCUAUAAUGAUAAAAACUCGGUCCUCUGUAAGAAACUGUGUCAGCUCCUCGGGUUCGAAAAGGCAUCGGCCAUGAACACCGGGUCCGAUGCAAUUGACCUGGUCAUCAAGCUCGCUCGACACUGGGGAUACACGCGGAAAGGAAUCGCCAAGGACGAAGCGGUGGUGCUGACCUGCACGGGGAACUUCCAUGGCAAGACACUGACCCCGUUGGCGGCGUCGACUAACGAGGACAUCAAGGCCUACUUCGGACCUUUCCUGCCCGGAGUCGGGGCCGAGUGCAACGGCCGCACGGUGCGAUUCAACAACGUCGAAGAUCUCCGCCAAGUGCUGGAGAGUGACGGUCACCGGGUCGCGGCCUUCAUGGUCGAGUGUGUCCAGGGCUAUGGCGGAUGCCGGCCAGUGAGCGAGGGCUAUCUCCGGGCCGUGCGGGAGCUUUGUACCAAACACAACGUUCUCCUGGUCAUCGAUGAGAUCCAGUCCGGGUUUGGAAGAGCAGGCUACUUCAUGUCGUAUCAGAAGGAGAACAUCCAGCCCGAUCUGUUGGUGCUGGGCAAAGCCCUGACCGGCGGCGUCUAUGCCAUGAGUAUGGUGCUCGGAAGUAAGGAGGUGAUGGGGGACCGAUUGCCUGGACAACACAGCUCGACCUUCUCCGGCAAUCCUCUAGCAUGCGCCGUCGCCCUGGAAGCGAUCAACGUCGUUCUCGACGAAAAACUGCCGCAGCGGGCCCGAGACCUGGGCGACCGCGCCAGAGCACGCCUGCAGUCGAUCCAGUCUCCGUUCAUCGCCGAAGUCACGGGCCAGGGUCUCAUGAUUGCCGUCAGCAUCGACGAGUCUCAUCCGUCAGGUCGGGUCAAGGCUUCCCGGUUGGCCGCCCUGAUGGCUCAACGGGGGGUGAUCUUGUAUUCGGCCGCGCAUCGGAUCAGAAUGUCGCCGCCAUUGGUGAUGGAAGAGACGGAUCUUUGGGGGGGGAUUGAUAUUUUUGAGUCUUGCUUGAGGGAUUUGGUGAAUAUUGAUGAAAAGAUUCCGGGAGAGUGA
Messenger RNA from Capronia epimyces CBS 606.96, 1530 nucleotides. Its product is annotated as ornithine-oxo-acid transaminase. Lineage: Eukaryota; Fungi; Ascomycota; Eurotiomycetes; Chaetothyriales; Herpotrichiellaceae. Bases 1 to 1530 code for a protein of 509 amino acids. Gene Ontology annotation, cellular component: cytoplasm. The record is from RefSeq and is a predicted model, not a curated record. Gene Ontology annotation, molecular function: L-ornithine transaminase activity; identical protein binding; pyridoxal phosphate binding. The transcript has 4 exons.